UCAAUAUGAACAUCGAACACAAGACAUGGAAAAAAAACCAAUAAUAGUAAAGAGUCCAAAAAGUGUACACCUCACCAAACUAUCCCAACAGAAGUUAACCUUCAAGCUAAAGCAACCCCACCUGCCCCUCCACCCCGCACCCCACCCCACGCCCACCCCCACCCGCCCCACCCCACCCCUUGUCGGCAAACACACCAAAAACACACACUCUUAAACAGAUUCAGCUCAAGUCAAAUGCUAAAUUGAACAAUCUAAGACUUCAAGAACUCAUUUUUACUGUGUUUUUGUGUGGAUUAAGGUUGUCAGAUUUUCAAUGUUAGUUCAAGAUCGCAACAAUGGUGUUCCUAAAUCACCAAAACAAACAAACCCCACUAGCAAAACAUCCUCAAGAACAUCAAGAACCAAGAAUCUUGAAUUCCCACAAUGGAUUCUUGAUAAUCUUUACAAAAUCAUCACCAUUUUCCUCUUAAUAUCCACCAUUGUUGUAUUCUUCUACCUUCAUAAUAGCAGUAAUAGUACUAAUACCACUACUCUCUUUUGCUUGCAAUCAACUCAAACUCAUGUAAUUCGACCUGAAUUUCCAAGAAUCAAUUGGAAUAAUGUGCCAGUGAUCACAGACAUGGGUACUAGGUAUGCAAAUUUUCGAUCUGAGAAAUGGAUUGUUGUGUCUGUAUCAGAUUACCCUUCGAAUUCAAUUAGGAAGCUAGGGAGGAUUAAAGGGUGGCAAGUACUUGCAAUUGGGAAUUCAAGAACACCUAAAGAUUGGAAUGUGAAAGGUAUAAUUUACUUGUCUUUAGAUAUGCAAGCUAAGUUAGGAUUUAGAGUUGUUGAUUACUUGCCUUAUGAUUCAUAUGUUAGAAAAACUGUUGGUUAUUUGUUUGCUAUACAACAUGGUGCUAAAAAGAUAUUUGAUGUUGAUGAUCGCGGCGAUGUUAUUGAUGAUGAUAUUGGUAGACAUUUUGAUGCUGAAUUGAUUGGUGAGGGUGCUAGGCAAGAAGUGAUUUUGCAGUAUAGUCAUGAGAAUCCUAAUAGGACUGUGGUUAAUCCGUAUAUACAUUUUGGGCAACGGUCUGUUUGGCCGAGAGGUUUGCCAUUGGAAAAUGUAGGUGAGAUUGGACAUGAGGAGUUUUACACUGAGAUUUUUGGUGGAAAACAGUAUAUUCAGCAAGGGAUAUCGAAUGGUUUACCGGAUGUGGAUUCGGUGUUUUAUUUUACUAGGAAGUCGGGGCUUGAAGCGUUUGAUAUUAGAUUUGAUGAGCAUGCUCCGAAAGUGGCAUUGCCUCAGGGUAUGAUGGUGCCGGUUAAUUCAUUUAAUACGAUUUUUCAUUCAUCUGCAUUUUGGGGUUUGAUGCUGCCGGUUUCGGUUAGUACAAUGGCUUCUGAUGUUUUAAGAGGAUAUUGGGCACAGAGGUUGUUAUGGGAGAUUGGUGGGUAUGUUGUGGUGUAUCCUCCCACUGUUCAUCGGUAUGAUAGAAUCGAGGGAUACCCUUUUUCAGAAGAGAAAGAUCUACAUGUGAAUGUUGGCCGUUUAACCAAGUUUUUGGUAGCGUGGAGAUCAGGUAAACACAGGUUGUUUGAAAAGAUUUUGGAGUUAAGCUAUGUAAUGGCGGAAGAAGGCUUUUGGACUGAGAAAGAUGUCAAGUUCACUGCAGCAUGGCUUCAAGAUCUGCUUGCUGUUGGGUACAUGCAGCCACGGUUAAUGUCUUUAGAGUUGGAUCGGCAAAGGGCAAGCAUAGGCCAUGGCGACAGGAAGGAAUUCGUACCUCAGAAGUUGCCAUCUGUACAUCUCGGGGUAGAAGAGAUUGGUAAAGUGAAUUAUGAAAUCGCCAAUUUGAUUAAGUGGAGGAAGAAUUUUGGCAAUGUUGUGCUCAUAAUCUUUUGUAGUGGACCUGUCGAGCGUACUGCCUUGGAAUGGAGAUUGCUUUAUGGCAGGAUAUUUAAGACAGUUAUCAUAUUGUCAAACCAGAAGAACGUAGAUCUUGCCGUUGAAAAAGGAAAUUUGGAUUAUAUAUACAGGGAUGCGCCAAAGAUAUUUGAUAGAUACACUAGUGCAGAAGGCUUUCUAUUUCUCCAGGACGAUACUAUCCUUAAUUACUGGAACUUACUUCAAGCGGACAAGUCAAAGCUCUGGAUAGCAAACAAGGUAUCCAAGUCAUGGCACGCUAUUCCGCUAGCUAACCAAUCGGACUGGUUUGUGAAGCAAGCUGACGCUGUUAAGAAAGUGGUAGCAACAAUGCCGGUACAUUUGCAAGUCAAUUACAAAGAGACAACGAAAGGUGAUGACACCUUAACGAUAUGCAAUUCAGAGAUAUUCUACGUCCCUCGGCGAUUUGUAUCCGACUUUGUCGACCUCGUUAAUCUAGUAGGGAAACUAGACAUGCAUCAUAAGGUUGCAGUGCCAAUGUUCUUUACAGCUAUGGAUUCUCCACAGAACUUCGAUUCAGUGUUGAAUUCAAUGGUUUACAAGAACAAGCCUCCUGGCAAUUUAACGACAAUCUAUUCAGCUGAGGCGCCUGCAAUUCACCCGUGGAAAGUGUCAAGUGAGCAAGAGUUCAUAAAACUGAUCAGAGUUAUGGCAGCAGGCGACCCCCUAUUGAUGGAGUUGGUAUAGUCUAAUGAUAGUAACACUAAGGAUACUUGAUGUAAAGCAUGUAAAGUUUAUGUGCAGCUGAAUUCGACUAUUCUUUUGUACCAUUUCAUUAGUAGGGGGGGAAUGGAGUGAAAGAAAGGUUUUGUUCUCUUGUAGAUUUUUGUUGUAAUACUGUUUUUAACUCUCAAAAGUUUUGUGGCAAAGAGAAUUGAAGGAGAAAA
Capsicum annuum is the source of this 2811-nucleotide messenger RNA. RefSeq names its product probable glycosyltransferase STELLO2. The transcript is spliced from 3 exons. The coding region runs from base 314 to 2611 and encodes 765 amino acids. Lineage: Eukaryota; Viridiplantae; Streptophyta; Magnoliopsida; Solanales; Solanaceae. The record is from RefSeq and is a predicted model, not a curated record.